Coprinopsis cinerea okayama7#130 is the source of this 3080-nucleotide messenger RNA. RefSeq names its product vacuolar (H+)-ATPase subunit. Gene Ontology annotation, biological process: vacuolar acidification; proton transmembrane transport. Bases 1 to 2547 code for a protein of 848 amino acids. The record is from RefSeq and is a predicted model, not a curated record. The transcript is spliced from 11 exons. Gene Ontology annotation, molecular function: proton-transporting ATPase activity, rotational mechanism; ATPase binding. Gene Ontology annotation, cellular component: fungal-type vacuole membrane; vacuolar proton-transporting V-type ATPase complex; vacuolar proton-transporting V-type ATPase, V0 domain. Lineage: Eukaryota; Fungi; Basidiomycota; Agaricomycetes; Agaricales; Psathyrellaceae.
AUGGCCGACGAAUAUCCAAGCCUGCUCCGUUCGGAGCGUAUGAGCUUGGUGCAACUUUUUGUGCCCACCGAGGUUGCGCAUGACACUGUUCACGAACUUGGUGAACUCGGAAACGUCCAAUUCAAGGAUUUGAACCCAAGCGUCAACCCCUUCCAACGUUCGUUCGUUGGGGAAAUCCGGCGCAUCGACGAAAUGGGCCGCCGAGUUCGCUUCUUCGCCACGCAGAUCGAAAAGGAGAAGGAUGUCGUCCCGGUUCGACCCCUCAUCGACUGUGCACCCGUUCUGACCACUGGACCCCGCGCGGCGCACACCAUCGACGAGCUCGACACCACCCUCGCAGAGCAUGAAGCCCGUCUGACCAAGAUGAACGAGAGCUACCAGACCCUCAGCGAGAGGACCCGUGAGCUUCAGGAGGCCAAGCAUGUGUUGAAGGAGACCGCCGUCUUCUUUGACAAGGCUCAGAACAGUCGUGCCGAGAUUCGGUCCUCGUUCGACGAAGCUUCCGCUCCGCUGUUGAGCCACGAUGACCGGGAAGCGUCGUAUGCCCCUAUGAGCGCCGGAUUCGACCUCGAGUUCGUAGCUGGUACCAUCGAGCGAAGCCGUGUCCCAACCUUCGAGCGAGUUCUCUGGCGUGUCCUCCGCGGUAACCUCUACAUGAACCACACCGACAUCGCCGAGCCCUUCGUCGACCCAUCCACCAAUGAGGAGACCUUCAAGAACGUCUUCAUCAUCUUCGCCCACGGAGACGCUCUCCUGGCCAAGAUCAGGAAGGUCGCCGAGUCCAUGGGAGCUACUCUCUUCCCUAUCGACUCCAACGCCGAUAAGCGCUCGGAUGCCCUUCGCGAGGUUACUACCCGCCUCGAGGACCUCCAGACUGUCCUCUACAACACCGGCUUGACUCGACGUGCAGAGUUGGUCAAGAUUGGAGAGGGCCUGCGCAUGUGGCAGGAUGUCGUUAGGAAGGAGAAGUUGAUUUAUGAGACGUUGAAUUUGUUCAACUAUGAUGUUAGGAGGAAGACUCUCAUUGCUGAAGCCUGGGUUCCCACUAGGGACAUUACCAAGAUCCAGUUGGCUUUGAGGCAUGCUACGGAAGGAUCCGGUACAAGCGUUCCUCCCAUCCUCCACGAGCUUCACACCAGCAAGACCCCACCAACCUUCCACCGUACCAACAAGUUCACCGAAGGCUUCCAGGCUAUCAUGGACUCGUACGGUAUCUCGGCCUACCAAGAAGUCAACCCUGGUCUCUUCGCCGUUAUCACCUUCCCUUUCCUCUUCGCAGUCAUGUUCGGUGAUAUUGGCCAUGGUGCCAUCAUCUUCUUCGCUGCCCUCUACAUGAUCGCGCGGGAGAAGAGUCUGGCGAAGGGUGGAAUGGGCAACAGCGAGAUUAUGGGACAAUUCUUCUUCGGUCGAUACAUCAUUCUUUUGAUGGGCAUCUUCUCGAUCUACACCGGUUUCAUCUACAACGAUAUCUUCUCCAAGACGUUGCCCAUCUUCAAGUCUGGAUGGAAGUUCGCUAAUGGUUCGACCACUGGUGAAUGGACUGGAUCGACGUACCCGUUCGGUUUGGACCCUGGCUGGCAUGGAGCUAGCAACGCCCUCGUCUUCACCAACUCGUACAAGAUGAAGAUGUCGAUCGUGCUUGGUGUCUGUCAUAUGACAUUCGCGCUCUGCCUCCAAGUCCCUAACCACUUCAGGUUCAACCGCAAAUCUGAGAUCUGGACCAACUUCAUCCCGCAGAUGAUCUUCCUCCAAAGUAUCUUCGGCUACCUCGUCCUCUGCAUCCUGUACAAGUGGACAGUCGAUUGGUCCAAAUCCCCGGUGUCGCCUCCUUCGCUUCUGAACAUGCUUAUCACCAUGUUCCUGGAGCCGGGUGUGGUGGCGCCUGAUAAGCAGCUCUAUCCUGGACAGGGUUUUGUUCAGUUGGUGUUGUUGGGUUUGGCGGGGAUUUGUGUGCCGUGGUUGUUGAUCACCAAACCGUAUUUGGCGUGGAGGGAUAUGAAGAAGCCGAGGGAUGAGGGGUAUGUUAGUUUGGGAGCGUCAAAUGAGCUGGGGACUGCCCGGGAUUCGGGUGAGAAUGGGUUCAGGCAGAGUGAGGAUGAUGUGCUUGAGGGUGAAGAGGAGGGACAUGGAAGGGCUGUUCUUGAACAUGAAGAGGGUGAUCAUGAGGAACACGAUUUCGGCGACGUUGUGAUUCACCAGAUCAUCCACACCAUCGAGUUUUGUCUGGGCUGUAUCUCGCAUACUGCUUCGUACCUCCGGUUGUGGGCUCUUUCGCUUGCGCAUGCGCAGCUUUCGGAGGUGUUGUGGGAUAUGACGAUUGCUGGGUUUUUGAAUCCGCAAGGUGUGACUGGGUGGAUUGCGCUUGCGAUCAUGGGCUCGAUGUGGUUCUCGUUGACAGUUUUCAUUCUCUGUCUUAUGGAGGGUCUUUCGGCUUUCCUUCACGCGCUCCGUCUCCACUGGGUUGAGGGGAAUAGCAAGCACUUUGAGGGUGGUGGACAUCAAUUUGUGCCGUUGACGUUUGUGGAAGUUGCGAGCAGCGAGGAUUAGUGAUGGAUGAAUUAGGGCGAUAUGGAUGUAGAUGACAUUUUGUGAUUGGAUGGAUGCUAUUGGGUGGUUUAGCGUACAUACAUAGAAGGUGGCGGAUGGAGGAUCGGAGAUGCGAUGGGGGUGCGUCAAGCUUGAGAAUCCCGUUGUUCUGCCGUUGAUGAUGGUGAUCGAUGCGGUGGAGACGGGAGUAGGCAAGGAAAGGAAGGCGAGGUGGACCAACCAACCACGUUUUUUCUUCGAUUCUUGAACGUUUCCGAGCGGCGUCGUCGGUGGAUGUCAAGUUUCAAUUGUACCCUUGAUUUUGCAACUUCUUUUCCUUCUUUCGUUUCCUUGCUUCCUUCUUCCCAUCUCGGGUUCGGAUUGGGAAGGUGAUCCUAACCGCAUUUCAUUCAUUCAUUUGUUGUUUGUUAUCCCGUUCGCUCCGAAGUCGUUCUGCGGUCGUUUGGCGCCUCGUUCAUGUUCAUUCAUUCAUUUUCUUGCAAUCCUGGACCUUUUACAUAGUGCUCGCUUGUAAUGUGAUUUCUCUUGUGCUC